Molecule: messenger RNA, 541 nt
Organism: Phytophthora sojae
Lineage: Eukaryota; Oomycota; Peronosporomycetes; Peronosporales; Peronosporaceae
Gene: SOL13E
Product: elicitin
Exons: 1
Coding region: 27-485 (152 amino acids)
Cellular component (GO): extracellular region
Source: RefSeq, a predicted model, not a curated record
CAGCAGCUCAGUAACUCAGAAGAAGCAUGACCUCGAUCCGCAGUACGCUGGCCGUCGCCCUCCUGGCGCUCGUGGCGCUGCAGGCCGCCCCUGCCUGCGCCGCCAACUGCACGAGCGACGAGCAGACCACCGUGGACAACGUGUACGCCGACCUGGCCAACAGCACGGCGUGCGCGGACCUCAUCGCCGACACGGACGCGUCGUCGCUCGACUACUGCAUGAACAGCGACUGCCUCUCGACGCUCAGCGACGCCGUGGACGAGCUGCCGGACUGCACGGGCGAGGACGAGAUCGACCGCAAGAGCGGCCUGCAGGCCAUCGUCACGUACUGCGCCAACGUGACGGCCGUGAUGGACCAGUCGGCCUCGGCCUCGGGCAGCGCCACGGGCAGCGGCUCGGUCGUGUCGGCCGCCUCGCGGGGCUCCGUGCCCGCGGCCGCUCUGUCGAUCGCGCUCGCGCUCGCCUUCGUCGCCGGACUCGUUUAGAGGGAGUAAUAGGACCUGCAUCAAGGAGCGAGCGAGCGGACGACGACCCAAUGUGG